This is a messenger RNA of Aspergillus fischeri NRRL 181, 936 nucleotides long. RefSeq lists its product as uncharacterized. The transcript has 3 exons. Bases 1 to 936 code for a protein of 311 amino acids. Lineage: Eukaryota; Fungi; Ascomycota; Eurotiomycetes; Eurotiales; Aspergillaceae. The record is from RefSeq and is a predicted model, not a curated record.
AUGAAUGCUGGUGAUGACUCCUCGUUCUAUCUGUAUGGUAUGGGUGAAAGGCCCGAGGCGCUUACCCUCGGGUCGCUGGUCCUGGAACAAUACUGGGAACCACUGGUUGCAAGACAUUAUACCCACGAAUUACUGAGCCAGGAAGCACUCCAGGAGCAUGCCUAUGUCAGCAAGGUGUCCAACGUGAUCUUCCACGGACGCUCUCGCCUGACACCGGGCGUCAGCCUUAGCGGUGGGGACAUCAUCGAUCUCACUCUCGCUUGGAAUAAGGACUCCGAGCGCAUCGUGGUAGCGAAAAAGGGAGCGCGAAUAAUCCUGAAGGAUCCUGAAGAAUUCCUGGCAACGUCUGUCCUGAGUAACCCCAAGGCGCAGGAGAAGCUCAAACUAUGGCUGUCAGCCGCUCGGAGUGCCUACGUCCUGAACUUCAAGUUUGCACGUCGUCCGAAGAUCUGGAUGCUGACUGGACUGUAUCUCCUCGAAGACGCGCGUACAAUGGUCUCUCGCCAUAACUCCAGUAAGAUAUCCGCAGGGGUGUCGGGUGCCCUCGUCGGUGCGCUCUCAAGCGUACCCGUGGGCGGGUUUUUGACUCUCGGCGAAGGCAACUCCUGGGAGAUGACUAUGGAACUGACCGAGCAGCAUGUUUGGGCUGCUCAGUACCGUCUACUAGAUGCUCGAUUUGUCAAGGUGGACAAGGGUGCGGAUAGCGUGAAGCUGCCAUUUUCAAUGGGUUUGUACCGUGAUGUCUUAUCAAUGAGCACAGUUAGAGGUGCGGAAACAGACGAAGCGGAAUUGGAAUUGAAGAAUGAGAACCAAGCUGGUGACGAAUCGGGCCAGGACGUGGAAGAUCAGGAUAGUGAGGAGCUGGAGGCGUAUGAGAAGCGAUUAGAGGAGGCCAUUUCUGUUUUUGAGAAGGUUCCAUCGCAUUUUUUGAAGUGA